GGAGAGGGAGAGGGUGGGAGGUUGUGACUACACUGGGGUUGUCUCCGUGUUCUCGCCUCCAGCGGCGCUGCUGUUUCUCCGGGUCGGGGGAGCGGGGCCAGAGUUGACCAGUGACCAGUGACCAGGGCCGGACUGGGCUCAUCUCCCCCUGCCUGGCCUGUGGGAGGGAGGGAGGGAGGGAGGAUGAAGGUGGGCAAGAUCAGGAGGUUCGUGAUGGAGACGGACCGGGCGGAGGACGCGGUGUACAGCAGCGGACAGCUGAUGUCGGGCCGAGUGGUCCUGGAGCUCCGGGCCAGUGUGCGGGUCCAGGCGCUGCUGCUCUGCGCCAAGGGUCUGGCCGCUGUCCACUGGCUGGAGAGCCGCAGUAUCGGCAUGAACACCGUCUACUCCGACUACAGCUCGUAUGAAACCUACUUCAAAGAGAAACAGCACGUCAUCCGAGAUGAUGGAAAUAUCACAGUUCUUCCCGCUGGGCACCACGAGUUCCCUUUUCGCUUCCAGCUGCCAGAAGAGAACCUGGUGACGUCGUUUGAAGGCAAGCACGGCAGCGUGCGGUACUGGGUCAAGGCCAAGCUUCACCGACCUUGGGCCACGGUGAAGAAAAUCAAGCGAGAAUUCACCGUGAUUGAACCCAUUGACAUCAACACGCCCUCAUUGCUGGCUCCACAAGCUGGGACAAAGGAGAAGUUGGCUCAUGUGUGGUACUGCAACCUCGGCCACCUGGCUCUGACUGCAAAGAUUGACCGGAAAGGCUACACACCAGGUGAGGUGAUCCCGAUCUUCGCUGAAGUGGACAAUUGCUGCUCGCGCACGGUCACUCCCAAGGCGGCCAUCAUCCAGAUGCAGACGUUCAGCGCCCGUGGCACGACCAAGCAGAAGAAGUCGGUGGUGGCCACGCUGCACGGCGAGGGGGUGGCCCCGCGGAAAAGGGGCACGUGGCACGGCCGUCCCCUCAAGAUCCCGCCCGUCUCGCCCACUCUCAAGUGCCGUGUGAUCCGUGUGGACUACGCGCUGCGGAUUUACGUUGAGAUCCCAGGAAUGUCCAAGCUGUCGUUGGAGCUGCCUCUGGUCAUCGGCACCAUCCCGCUACAUCCGUUCGGAAGCCGCUCGUCCAGCGUGGGAAGCCAGUACAGCAUGGACAUAGACUGGCUGCGUCUCACCCUCCCAGAGAGACCUGAACCUCCUCCUGACUACCUGGAGGUGGUUUCUGAGGAAGAUGCCAGCCAGUCCGACCAACGCAUGUCUGUUCCCGAGAGCCUGGAGGAGCACGGGGGAAUGUUGGAGCAUCCCUUCUUUGUCUACGUGCAGGAGUUCCGAAACCGCCCUCCGCCCAUUUACUCUGAGAUUGACCCCCACCCCCAGAGAUCGGAGAUGCGUCGGAGAUGCAUGACCUGCUGAAGACUUCUCUGCGUGACUUUGGGCAGGAAAA
Molecule: messenger RNA, 1429 nt
Organism: Amblyraja radiata (thorny skate)
Lineage: Eukaryota; Metazoa; Chordata; Chondrichthyes; Rajiformes; Rajidae
Product: arrestin domain-containing protein 2-like
Exons: 8
Coding region: 184-1398 (404 amino acids)
Biological process (GO): protein transport
Cellular component (GO): plasma membrane; cytoplasm
Source: RefSeq, a predicted model, not a curated record